Messenger RNA from Columba livia (rock pigeon), 4077 nucleotides. RefSeq names its product PBX homeobox 3 (gene PBX3). The record is from RefSeq and is a predicted model, not a curated record. Bases 1374 to 2675 code for a protein of 433 amino acids. Gene Ontology annotation, molecular function: RNA polymerase II cis-regulatory region sequence-specific DNA binding; DNA-binding transcription factor activity, RNA polymerase II-specific. Gene Ontology annotation, cellular component: nucleus. Gene Ontology annotation, biological process: eye development; brain development; neuron development. The transcript has 10 exons. NCBI's taxonomy places the organism in Eukaryota, Metazoa, Chordata, Aves, Columbiformes, Columbidae.
GGGCCUCUGCUCAUGGCUGAGCAGCCUUUGUCAGACAGGCCUCCGCGACUCCUGUGGAAAUAGUGAGACAACACCGUGACCUCGCCACCUCAACAGCUGUACAUGUCAACAAAACGCAACUUUUACCGGGGCCGGUGGCGGAGGAUGUUGAGGAGCGUCGCGCAGUGCGCCAGCGGCACCUGAGGAGACGCGUGCUCAGCGCCAUUCCGAGCAGACAGGGACGGCCGGCGCGGCGGCGGAGCGAGGGCAGAGCUGGAACUGCUCCAGCAAACGGCAGAUCAUGGCGAUGUGAGGCCGUAACCAGGAGGCACCGUGGAGCACGGGAGCCCUCCAGCAGCGCUCUCACGCUGGAGUUACUUGACUCAGCCUGAUACACCAGGAGAAAUAAUAACCCAGGAGAGUUUCGCUGGUUUGGUGAGGUGAACUGCAUCAGUGUGUGGUGAGCCAGGCACCAGAGCUGGCACAGGGACGCGCCGUCCCGUUUGCAUCAGUGCCACGUGGCCACUGGAACGGGCCGUCUCCUCCGGGAAACUUUGCCCUCAGCAGACAAAUGCAAACUGAUCUGUGAAAUAGACAAAAUAAUAAUAAUUUAAAAGAUCUUUGGAUUAGCAUUCUUAAUAGAUUUGAAUGACACUAGGAAGACAGUUGCUCCAGCCAGAAAAUGGCGCAGUAAUCAAGAUGGAAGAUAAUUAGAAUGUGAAUGAACACGCUAAUUGAGUGGCAGGACAGUAAAAGUUAUGUCCACCCACAGUAAUCCUCAACGGUUCAAUGUGACCCCGUGAGCCAGGUCAGGCUCCCCCUCGAGCGGGUGACACCCACAUUUCGGUGCUGAGUGGAGGUCCGGUGACGGUGACGUGGCCGCGGUCGAGUGGCAACGCAGCCAGGAGAAUGUGGAGCUGCGGUUUGGGCACAGGGAGUCGGAGCUGUUGGGCACCGAGCGUCACACCAGGAGAUUUUGAGCUGGACGUGACUCCAACUGCAACUGUCUGUCCAGAUUUUUGGACAAGUGGGGAAAGACAUAAAAAGCAACAGUAAAAGUAAAAAAGAAAAAAAAAAAGCUCUGGAGGAAGAUUGUACCAGGAAAACUGCAAAGAAACCUUAUCAACUCAUUUAUCCAAGCCACAAAUAUGAUGAUGAUGAAAGAAGAUUGUAACUAAAGAAGAGAGUGAUUUACUGCACUGGGAAGGAGAGAGUGGAAUAAACAGCUGAGAUCUGGUCAAAACACAAAUACUGUUUUUUUUGUUGCUUUCUUUGGCUUCUUUUCUUUUCCUUCUGCGGGGUGCGUGUGCAAGAGCGAAGCGGCGCCAGGAGCCGGCAGAGCCCGCGGCUGCCCCGCGCCCGCGCCCGCGCUGCGCCCGCCCGGCCCGGCCGCCAUGGACGAUCAGUCCCGGAUGCUGCAGACUCUGGCCGGCGUGAACCUGGCCGGGCACUCGGUGCAGGGGGGCAUGGCCCUGCCGCCCCCCCACGGACACGACGGGGCCGACGGCGACGGCAGGAAGCAGGACAUCGGCGACAUCCUCCACCAGAUCAUGACCAUCACUGACCAAAGCCUGGAUGAGGCACAAGCAAAGAAGCACGCACUGAACUGCCACAGGAUGAAGCCCGCCUUGUUCAGCGUCCUCUGCGAGAUCAAGGAGAAAACAGGUUUGAGCAUCCGAGGAGCCCAGGAGGAAGACCCUCCCGAUCCCCAGCUAAUGAGACUAGACAAUAUGCUUCUGGCAGAAGGAGUCUCAGGUCCGGAGAAAGGUGGGGGAUCAGCGGCAGCAGCUGCAGCCGCAGCAGCCUCUGGAGGGUCUUCAGAUAACUCUAUUGAACACUCAGAUUACAGAGCCAAAUUGACCCAGAUCAGACAAAUCUAUCACACAGAGCUGGAGAAAUAUGAACAGGCAUGUAAUGAAUUUACCACACAUGUGAUGAACCUUCUCAGAGAACAGAGCCGGACACGUCCCAUUUCUCCCAAGGAGAUUGAAAGGAUGGUGGGCAUCAUUCAUCGAAAAUUCAGCUCCAUCCAGAUGCAGCUCAAACAAAGUACUUGUGAAGCAGUAAUGAUUUUAAGAUCAAGGUUCCUUGAUGCCAGGCGGAAAAGGCGUAACUUCAGUAAACAAGCCACAGAAAUCUUGAAUGAGUAUUUUUACUCCCACCUCAGUAACCCCUACCCCAGUGAAGAAGCCAAAGAAGAGCUGGCAAAGAAAUGCAGCAUCACAGUAUCGCAGGUGUCCAACUGGUUUGGCAAUAAGAGAAUCAGGUACAAGAAGAACAUCGGCAAGUUCCAGGAAGAAGCCAACCUCUACGCAGCCAAGACGGCUGUGACCGCAGCGCACGCCGUGGCCGCGGCCGUCCAGAACAACCAGACAAACUCCCCCACCACACCGAACUCUGGUUCUUCUGGUUCUUUUAACCUCCCAAAUUCUGGGGACAUGUUCAUGAACAUGCAGAGUCUGAAUGGGGAUUCUUACCAGGGGUCCCAAGUCGGAGCCAAUGUGCAGUCACAGGUGGAUACCCUGCGUCAUGUUAUCAAUCAGACGGGAGGAUACAAUGAUGGCUUGGGAGGAAAUUCACUGUACAGUCCACAUAAUUUAAAUGCUAAUGGAGGCUGGCAGGACGCAACUACUCCAUCUUCUGUGACUUCCCCUACAGAAGGGCCGGGAAGUGUGCACUCUGAUACCUCUAACUAAUCUCCUAGCAACACUUUUUCCCUGCGCUGAGAUGCCUUGAUUAGCGCAUUCAGAGUCACAGGAGAAAAAGGAAAGAGUUUUUGUAGCCAACCACCUACAGCUUUACUGUAAAACCUUGUCUUAUUAGGAAACUUGGUAAAUCUGUUUUUUAAAGGUAUCAUAAUCAUUUGUAUUUAUACUUAAAACACACAAUGUUAAAAAGCACUUUAUCCAAUUAGGCCAAGAUUUAGCAUUGUUUAUAGCCCUGUAACUAUUUUAUCAUAAUUUAUUAUCAGCAGUUUUAACAGCGUUGGUCUAACAGUUGCCAAUUACUUGGUCUUAAGGGUAAAAGUACAGGACAAGCUUAACCUCAAUAGCGAGAGCAGACACAAAGCAACACCUCACCCAAAUUUAACUCUGUGCAUAUUCUCAUGGAAAGUCAAGAUGAAUUGCAGACUUUGAUUGUGUUUAAUCUUUUCAUAUCUCUUAUAGAGUUGGAAUAAAAAGAGCUGUUCGGUUAUUUCGGUUAAUGGUUGUGUUUAAGAAUCCUUAUUCGUCACAUUUUUGUUGUGAUCUAUUGUCUUACCAAUUAGAUUGGAAAGCAGGAGCAUCUUUUCUUGCCGAAGCCCCGACCCGCGUCUCCUCGUGUCCCGGUGCGGCCGCGGCGGCUCCGGCCGCCGGCGCUGCUGCUCCCGGGUUUUACAGUACGAGCUGGUGCUGCCCGCGCCUGCCGGCGCCUCCGCUGGCGGCAAACAAAGGGAAAGCACCAUCAUAUGGAGUGUUGUACAUAGUGUAGCAAAAGAGUAUUUAUACAUCUCACCAAUCAAACACAGCUUUAUUACCUCAUGCGAACUCAUACGAACCAAUAGACUUUCAACAUGUUCUGUAGCUUAGAGUGCUCACUUACUACCUCUGAACGAUACUCACGCUGUAGUUUGUCUCUUUCUUAUCUUUUUGCAUCUUGUAAUUAACUCUUUGUUUCCCCAUGAAAUGUAAUGUACAUUGUAAUCUUUUAAAAGAAUCAGGGUUGCGUUGGCAACUUUUACAGAAGCGAAGUGGAAACAUGGGGACUUGUUUAACACAAAACAGUGAAACUGUUGUAAAUACUGAGAAACAUUUUGAAUGUUCUUCAUCUUGUUCCUAAUCCACGCAAAACCCAACAACUAAUUGUAAUGCAUACAGACAUCAGUAUUCAGUACUGUACAUUUCCCCUGUGUGACAGGGGGCCCUUUCUUUCUCUCUUUUGUAUUGUAUGCGAUUCUGAAACUGAUUGAGUCAUGAAAAUAAUUUGUGGCAGUGAUUCUAAUGUAUUAAACCGUUUCGUGUUACUUUCUAACUGGAUUACACCCUGGAUUGAAGAGUCUUCCUCGUGGUAGUUCUAUGUAGUUUCGAACAUGAAUAAACUUUUUGCUUUCAUGAUGAA